AUGAAACCACCUUUAAAGAGAGAAGAUUCAUUUUUACAACGCUUUUCCACUAGGCAGAUACCAGAGACGCAAGAAACUGUAGAGGACACCGGCAGCGAAGGAGAUAAUCAUUCAGCUCCACGUCGACGAAGGAGACACCGAAAACAACCGAGGACCGUCGUUAAUCCCGAUUCGAACUUUUAUUUUUAUUGGUUACUAGUUUUAACAGUGUGUGUUUUGUACAAUCUUUGGACGUUAAUAGUGCGUGAAAGUUUUCCUGAACUUCAGGAAAUGAUUUCAAGUUUUUGGCUAACCUGUGAUUCCAUGAGUGAUUUGGUGUUCAUUUUGGACUUGGCCGUACAACUUCGGACCGGAUAUUUGGAACAAGGGCUGAUGGUGUACGAUUCGAAAAAAUUAGCCUCUCACUACUUACGCUCUCGUGCCUUUUUGCUGGACUUGGCAGCUUUAUGUCCACUUGAUCUUCUCCAAAUUAGGUUAGGAUGGCAUCCGUUACUAAGAUGUCCGAGAUUUUUAAAGGUAUAUUUUUACUAUCGUAAGUUACCUGAUUGGGGUCUUCAUCUUUGCAACAAUUGUAGCUUUGUAUGUGCUGGUAGUAUCAUACAAAACCUAUGUCCGGCCGAUAUUAGAAUAUGACAAGUUGGCAAUGUGAUAACUAACCGAAAUGCUAACAGAUUAGAAUUUGAACGUCUUCUAGAUGGAGCCAAAACUUACAUGAGGCAUCACAAGGUAACUAUAUUCCAAGAGUGCCAACCAGAAUUUUUAAGGGAUUUAGUCCUAAAAAUGAAAGCAUAUAUUUUCACACCGGGCGAUUCGAUAUGCAGGAAAGGAGAAGUGGCUCGUGAGAUGUUUAUCAUCGCUGAUGGUAUACUGGAAGUGAUCAGCGAACACGGAAAAGUCCUAACAACGAUGAAGGCUGGAGACUUUUUUGGAGAAAUCGGAAUAUUAAAUUUGGAUGGAUUAAACAAGAGAACAGCUGACGUAAGAUCGGUGGGAUAUUCGGAGCUGUUUUCUUUGUCCCGUGAAGAUGUUUUAAACGCAAUGAAAGACUACCCGGAAGCUCAAGAGAUUCUUCAAGCUUUAGGUAGGAAGAGGCUGAUGGAGGUCAAAGCGUCAGCGCGUAACCCACCUAACAAAGACCACCAUCACGGACACUUUCACGGCACAGAAAAAGGACUCGUUGACAAAAUUAAAAGUGAAGCUAAGGGUUUAAGGAACGCCUUGAAAAAGUCAAAAACUCACCGCAGAUUGCUCAAAGAAAAACAAGAUAAUGAAGAAAAGGCCAAAAGCAACAUCUCACCUCCGAUGUUAUCUCCAACGUCUUCCACAAUUCGAUCACCACCGCCCAUAAGCGAGGAACCCUCCACGGAAGAGACAAUCGGUGCAGGUCUCCCUCUCCUCCAGCGGAUCCUUAUGCUUAAAGCCAAAGAGGAAAAGGCUAGAGCCGGUAGAACAGUCACUAUGGCUCCUAAAAGUGUGACGGGGCAGUUGUUUAGCGGAAUGAGCCUGGGAAAAAGAAAGUGUAAAGAAGAACAUUUCAAGUUACAAGGUAAUAAACUUUCACUAACAGACAAUUCUAAAGAAGAGACGACAACGAAAAUAGCUGGUUUAACAAGAAAAGAAAAUAAGCGUCAAGAAAUUUGA
This is a messenger RNA of Diabrotica balteata, 1641 nucleotides long. Lineage: Eukaryota; Metazoa; Arthropoda; Insecta; Coleoptera; Chrysomelidae. The record is from the annotation of a GenBank genome assembly.